AUGACAGGGAAGCCAGAGCUCCUGAUGCCAAGCACCAAGCAUAUGGGUCACAUGACCUUACUGUUAGAUCUGCGCGUGUUUGCGUACGAGAACUUUUUGGAGUUUAUUGUCUGGACAGUGCGGGAGCAAGAUGCAUCCCGCCCCACGUGGAGUUACUACGGCAACUGGAUCGAAAUGAAAAAUCGAUCCAAAGUAUUCCUGAUAUUGUUUUAA
This is a messenger RNA of Aphanomyces invadans, 213 nucleotides long. RefSeq lists its product as hypothetical. NCBI's taxonomy places the organism in Eukaryota, Oomycota, Saprolegniomycetes, Saprolegniales, Verrucalvaceae. The transcript is spliced from 2 exons. The record is from RefSeq and is a predicted model, not a curated record. The coding region runs from base 1 to 213 and encodes 70 amino acids.